This is a messenger RNA of Priceomyces carsonii, 339 nucleotides long. RefSeq lists its product as uncharacterized. The record is from RefSeq and is a predicted model, not a curated record. The coding region runs from base 1 to 339 and encodes 112 amino acids. Lineage: Eukaryota; Fungi; Ascomycota; Pichiomycetes; Serinales; Debaryomycetaceae. The transcript has a single exon.
AUGCCCACCGCAGCUGGUUUCAUAUUAAGUACCUUUCUUGGGGUUGUCGCCAGAAGGUUGCAAGUUUCAAUUGUAGGUAAGAACUAUCCAAGGUCUUGGACUAGAGUGACGGGAUAUGCCUUAUCUGCUGGAUUAUUUACAGGUGUUUACUUAAUCGCUGAUCACUUUAUUGAUAAUAAUAGGAGGCUUUUAGAUAGAAGAUUGGCACUUUUGCAAGAACAGAGAGCAAAGAAGGAUGCAUUCUUUGAAUUUGAGCAAGAACCGGAUCACAGACUUACUGCCUCUAAGAGAGGUAAGUUCUUCUCAUUAUUUGAUAGAUAUGGGGCUAGUUACAAGUGA